This is a messenger RNA of Ectocarpus sp. CCAP 1310/34, 3456 nucleotides long. The record is from the annotation of a GenBank genome assembly. NCBI's taxonomy places the organism in Eukaryota, Phaeophyceae, Ectocarpales, Ectocarpaceae.
UUUCACCAUUGAUUCCGAUCACGUGAUCAUGAUCACGAAUCACAGCAUGGAGCGGAGCAGAUGGUAAGUGUGUGCGACGUAAAUAUUUGUCGAACUGGACCCGCGGACUGGGCGCCUGACGCACGCAGACGAAGUUCCCCCGGAGUCCGCUGUGUUUGUGGGUGCGUUCCCAGAGCCGUGAGUGCGGGGUCAAAAGAUGAGCUACAUGACGUGCAGCAGCUUUGGCGAGCGUGAUAGGCUGCUUCCUCGCGGGCAGCAGCAGCAGCAGCGGCAGCGCAGCAGCAAGAUUCGAAGGUGGCUGCCUGGGUCCUGUCCCAAGGCGAGAAGUGUCGCGGUGGCAUGCGGGGGUUUGCUCAUGGUCUUGUCCGCCACGCGGCUCGCUGGCAAGAACCUGGCGCGUCCUCGCGGCUCGUCCACCCCAGCACAAGAACCAGGGACAAAGGGAGGAGGGCGCGGUAGCCCAGUCACUACCGUUUUGGCGCAAACGAAUUUAUUGCUCUCCCAGCAGCAGCAGCAGCAGCAGCAGCAGCGGCAGCAGCAGCAGCAGGAGGAGGAGGAGGAGGAGGAGGAGGAGGAGGAGAGUUCUAGCGGGCAACCGAACGUGAUAUUUAUCUUGGUCGACGAUGUCGGUACGAACGACGUCGGGUACGAGAGCACGGAUCUGUGGCAGCUCACCCCUUUCUUGACCACUCUGGCCGCGGAAGGGGUUAUCCUCGACGAUUACUAUUCAAACCAGAUCUGCACCCCGUCAAGAGCGUCGUUAAUGACCGGUCGAGAUUCAUUCCGCACCGGGAUGCAGUUCGGCGUUGUCGACGAUUCUGCUCCGUGGGGCCUGCCCUUCGAUGAAGUUACUCUUGCCGAGAGGUUCCAGGCCGCCGGGUAUUCCACUCACAUGACCGGCAAAUGGCACCUGGGUGUGUAUAACAACGCGAACUACCCCUUUUCCAGGGGAUUCGACACUUUCUUGGGAUACACUGGCGGCGGCGAAGGCUACUAUAAUCAUGGAGAGUGUGUGACCCCUACUUUCGAGGGAGCGCAGUUUACGUGCUACCAGGACUUCGGGUACGGCGACAAGGACGGUUACAUCAACUUCACCACCAACACCACCCGACAGGGCCCCGAAAUGACGGGCAAGUACAGCACGACGGUCAUCACCGAUCGAGCCAUCGAGGUCGCCACAGAGCACGUGGAAAAAUCUCCCUCCGACCCGCUAUUUCUGUACGUGUCUCACCAGGCGGUGCACGAACCGUUGGACGCUCCCCCGCCAGGCUCGUUCACUGACGAGGAGGUGGAGCUACUGGAAGGGCUUGAUUACAGCCACCGCGAGCGCCGCGCUUUCGCCAGCAUCGUCUACUACCUCGACAAGGAGGUUCGCAGGCUUCACGAAGCGCUCGAUGCCCUCGGAGUGCUCGACAACGCCGUCAUCGUGUUCGCGAGCGACAACGGUGCUUGCCCGUCCAGUGGGGGAUCCAACUACCCGUUGAGGGGGUUCAAGCACACCACAUUCCAGGGGGGGGUCCGUGUACCGGGGUUCGUCUACUCCAAGUCGGCGGACUUGAUUCCGGAGGAGGCGAGGGGCACCAGGUACUCUGGGAUGAUGCACUCCAUGGACUGGACUCCGACGCUGGGCAGCGUUGUGCCGGAGCUUCCCCUGGAUGGGAUGGGAAAGCAGCUGAGCGGGUUUGACCAAUGGGACGCGAUCGUGGGCAGGAGAUCUGCAGAGGAAGGACCCGUUCGCACGGAGCUGGUUUUGGGGCGCACCAGCUACGACUUCGACUCCGACGCCGGGGAGAUGGUGAAAGAGCCCCUUCCAAAGGGGGCCUUCAUCCACGACGGCUGGAAGCUGAUUCUACGACAAAGCUGUGCCCUCUGGGAGACCACAAAGGGGGACUACCCGAAUCCGCACACGGUGGAGUGCGACUCGAACGACGCGUGCGACUCAUGCACCACCCAGUGCGACGGCAUAACGUUCGACUUUUUGUUCCACAUCGAAACGGACCCUUUAGAGACGGCGAACCUGGCAGAAGCGAUGCCCGAGAAGUAUGUCGAGAUGGUGGAGAGAUUCGAGGUGGCCACCAAGGACGAAGUAGUUCCCGGCUAUAAGCCGCAGGGCCCGUCGGGGAUGGAGGCAUGGAAAAAAUUCAACAACUGGGUGGUUGCCUGGAGCUAGCAAAGGCGAGCAGACGUUUAAAUACAUGGCCCGUCGGUGCUCACAUACACAUGUACUUGCAUAUGGGCAUAUUCGGGGGGAAGUGUCGGCGGUCUAUUAAUGAUUGCUUUUUACAUUACAGGGUCCCCGCCGGGGCGAACCCUGUUAUCGCUGGGGUAACGUUUUGCUUGAGCUGGAAUCCUCCCUUUGGGACCCCCAAGUCCGUGAUUGCAACAUUCGGGCGGGUACGUACGGCACAUCUAGAGAGCACUUGUAUUUUGCGUCGUGUUCUGUAGCACUGUGGGUGAAGCUCUCUUCAGUGCAGUUUGCUGUAAUCAUGGGGCUGAAAGGAAAGGAAAACAAUGAUUUUUCUUUCGUUGGCCUUUUCUAGCAGAAAAGGGUAAUCCUAUUGUUGUGAUGAUAUUGGUUGUGGAUAUUGGCGUCCUUUAGUAUAACGGUGUUGUUGCUGGUGCCGCGACAGGCAGGUACCUUGCGGUAGAGCCCCGAGAAUUUGAUUGGUGUAGUCGGCAGGACGGUCUUGGGAGCAUCUGUAUCGUGGCUACGGAGAUCGUGUCGCACCAGUUACAUGCGGCGAAGAUUUAGGAGCGGGGAGGUGCACCCCUCCCCCCCCGGCCACUCAACUAGAGCAAGGCCCAGAACCAAGCAAAGUUAGUCUCAGCAACCUUGCUCGUCUACGAUAUUUGGGCCCUACCCAUUUACGGCAUUCACCUUACGUUUCAAUUUAUUUAUUUGUCGGAUAGCGUUAGAGGCGGUGUCGAAGCUCGCUCGCACACGUCAUUUGUUGUCAAGUUUUAUCUCGAAGCGUUCUGCGUAGGUUUUCCUCACCCCAGGUCAGCGUCGUCAGUUUUGGAUAUAAUACAUGGGUGUUGGAAUGUGAAUUUUGGAGGUAUGACCGGAACGGUCCUGAUAUGACAAGUAAACAACCUAUGCGGGAGGGGGGGGUGAGAAGCGAGAUGGAAACAAGGGGAAGUCGGCCGGGUAGGUAGGCGUGUGUGUUUUCUGGGGAGAGCAGCAACGGCAAAGGGUCGGGCGAGCAUACCAAUGGCUCGAGCAAGACAUAGAGUGACUGGUGAUCACGGCGGUACGAAGCAGCGCGUGUUUCUAGCGAAAGCAACGGCAGUACAUGGAAAGGCCGCAAGAGGAGGUGUUCGGCGGGGAAAUUACGGGAGACUUAACAUCCUUUGUUUCUAGCUCGGCGACCAGACUUGAUGGUCACCCACAGGUCAGGUGUCCCAUGUGUACCUAGGAACGUGUUUUGCGACCCUCCAGUCAACGGCUGGGGAACG